Messenger RNA from Pyrus x bretschneideri (Chinese white pear), 853 nucleotides. Its product is annotated as 17.1 kDa class II heat shock protein-like. Gene Ontology annotation, biological process: response to salt stress; protein complex oligomerization; response to heat. Bases 194 to 664 code for a protein of 156 amino acids. The transcript has a single exon. The record is from RefSeq and is a predicted model, not a curated record. Lineage: Eukaryota; Viridiplantae; Streptophyta; Magnoliopsida; Rosales; Rosaceae.
GCUGCAUUCCCCGUGUCUCCAGAACCUUCCUUUUUCCCUUCCCGCUAACCCACGUCCCCUCUCAACUCCUCCUAUAAGUACGGAUCCACCUUCCCUCCUCCUCCACAGCGACCAGAAGUUCCUACUCAAGGGUUCAUAAAAGCCUGCUAAUCAACUCUGAAAAGCGAAAAUUCCACCCACCAAGAAGCGAAGAAUGGAUAUCAGAAUCCCCGGUUUUGAUGCCCCACUCUUCUCCACACUGCAGCACAUCAUGGACGCCGCCGAUGACGCUGAGAAGUCAUUCAACGCCCCCACCCGGACCUACGUCCGCGACGCCAAGGCGAUGGCCGCGACGCCAGCCGACGUCAAGGAGUACCCUAACUCCUACGUCUUCGUGGUGGACAUGCCGGGGUUGAAGUCCGGAGACAUAAAGGUCCAGGUGGAGGACGACAAUGUACUUCUGAUCAGCGGCGAGAGGAAGCGGGAGGAGGAGAAGGAAGGGGCUAAGUACGUGAGGAUGGAGAGGAGGGUCAGCAAGUUCAUGAGGAAGUUUGUGCUGCCGGAGAAUGCGAAUGUAAAUGCGAUUUCAGCUGUUUGCCAGGAUGGGGUUCUGACUGUGACGGUUGAGAAGCUGCCGCCACCGGAGCCGAAGAAGCCGAAGACAAUCGAGGUCAAGAUUGGUUGAGACUGCAGAGAGCUGUUUCUGCGAUUUGGGUUCUGAGAAUAAUCGUGCCUGGAUUAUAAAAUGGUUUGCGGAUAGAUUUUGUGGCUUCGUUGUAUUUUCUGAAUGUGUUUACGUGUUUUAUAUGUGUUUUGGUGUUCUGAGCAUGUUUGUUUUUUCAGAUCAAUGAAGCAUAUUAUGUAUUAAUGCCUA